Messenger RNA from Suillus subalutaceus, 171 nucleotides. RefSeq lists its product as uncharacterized. Bases 1 to 171 code for a protein of 56 amino acids. NCBI's taxonomy places the organism in Eukaryota, Fungi, Basidiomycota, Agaricomycetes, Boletales, Suillaceae. The transcript is spliced from 2 exons. The record is from RefSeq and is a predicted model, not a curated record.
AUGGUUUCUACCCCUGUGCUGUAUCAUGGAGCCAGGGUCUUGCGUGAGUUCCAGUUGCCCAUACUAGACACCCAGCCAGAAUUUCAGGCUCAACAAGAAGUACAGACUGAAUCUGCCCCAGCGAUGAAAUGGGACAUGGAACCCAAUGCACUCACUGAAAGCUUUCUUUGA